Molecule: messenger RNA, 1420 nt
Organism: Rhagoletis pomonella (apple maggot)
Lineage: Eukaryota; Metazoa; Arthropoda; Insecta; Diptera; Tephritidae
Gene: tilB
Product: protein tilB
Biological process (GO): outer dynein arm assembly
Cellular component (GO): cytoplasm
Molecular function (GO): protein binding
Source: RefSeq, a predicted model, not a curated record
UUUUCUUUGAAGUGCAUCUUUUAUUAAACAAUAAAUAUUUUUCAUAAAUAUACAUCGCAAUUCAUGAAGAUCUUCAAGCCAUGGUAAAGAUUACUGAGGCAUUGGUGCGCAAGAAAUCCGAGCAUAAUGAGUGUCUCAUCAGUACAUUGGAAGAACUCUCCUUGCAUCAAGAGGACAUUGAACGAAUCGAACAUCUGCAAAACUGGUGUCGGGAUUUGAAAAUUUUGUUGCUACAAUCAAAUCUCAUUUCCAAAAUAGAGAAUUUGCACAAAUUGAAAAAAUUGGAAUAUUUGAACUUGGCCAUUAAUAAUAUCGAGCGUGUGGAAAAUCUGGAGCAGCUCGAGUCGCUAACCAAAUUAGACUUAACUUUAAAUUUCAUUGGCGAAUUAACUUCCAUCGAAUGCUUGAAAGGAAAUUAUAAUCUACGCGAAUUAAUACUCAUUGGAAAUCCCUGCUGUGAUUACCCGCACUACAGAGAUUAUGUAACGGGUACGCUGCCACAGCUGAAUAGCCUGGAUUGUGAAGAAAUCAAAAUGUCACAAAAGUUACAGGCGCAAAAGACAUUGAGUAGCCAUCGUGCUGUUAUUGUACAAAAACAAGCAAACUAUUUCAUUGAGCGAGAUGAGCAAAAGCUGCGAGUGGCACAUAAAAAGACAGAACUGGAAGCUGAAAUGGCGGAAGUCGAUGAUGAAGAUAGUCGCAUCAAGAUGUUCUGGGAUGCUAAAAGUGAGCAUUGUCCCGAGACACGCACGGAUAUAGCAAAGUAUCACAAGCUCGGCAGGGAGAAGAGGAACACCGAGCAGCAUGAUAAGAAAAUGCAUAGAACGCCAGCACUAUUUGCACCAUGCGGACGACCGUAUAAUUUGAAUCAAGCGAAAUUACCAUUCCAUUUGAGCGACGAGUACAAUGAAUACAUGUUGCAGCUAGGUAUAUACAAACACUUGGAUACAUCACAAAUCAAAGUGGACAUCGAGCCGAAUUAUGUGCGAGUUUCUGUGAAAGGGAAACUUUUCCAAAUGUCCUUUUCGGACGAGAUUAAAACAACCGAAGCUAGCGUACAACGUUCGCAAAUAACCGGUUAUUUGCUUAUAAAAAUGCCGAAAUUGCAUGUCAACGAAAUGAUCAUUGUGCGAUCAAGGCAACAAGGAAAUGACGUUAAUUAUUCAAGCAGUAAUAAAGGAAAAGGCAAAUCGGAUUUAAAGGGAACUGUGGACAUAAAAACUAUUUGCAACAAUGAAGAUGUGGAUGUUCCCGAAUUAAUUGAUUAGUUUUUGUUUGUUCUCACCAAUGAUGACAACUUCCACUUAGUAAAUAAAAAAAUAUUCGCAUAUUUUUUCUUAAAUAAAAAUCGCAUUGGUUUUAUUUCUUGAAAGGGUAGUAUGUACUCGUUUCUAUGUACGUAUUGUAUGUAUGUAUGUAU